Molecule: messenger RNA, 2148 nt
Organism: Cimex lectularius (bed bug)
Lineage: Eukaryota; Metazoa; Arthropoda; Insecta; Hemiptera; Cimicidae
Product: EF-hand domain-containing protein 1-like
Exons: 11
Coding region: 235-2058 (607 amino acids)
Biological process (GO): cilium-dependent cell motility; mitotic spindle organization; mitotic cytokinesis
Cellular component (GO): mitotic spindle; axoneme
Molecular function (GO): alpha-tubulin binding
Source: RefSeq, a predicted model, not a curated record
GUUGGACCUUAUUUUCGUUUGGUUCCCAUAUGUUUUGUUAUGAAGAGAUAAACCGGCUCACAAAAACCAACAAAAAGUUUAGAUAGUAUUUCAACACUUCGUAGUUUAAAAGCAUAUUUCAACUUUGUUUCUUUUGAUGCGGGCUUCUCCAGCUUGUUUCCGUUGCCUGGAAACAGUUGACUUUCGAAAUCGAAAACGUGUAGAUUUUUACUCUAGUUUGUAGUUCCCCUCACAAUGGAAGGAUUACCGCUCUUGCCGGGCUAUUCUUUUAGCGAUGUUACUAGAACAAAGCACUUCAAGCCUCGCUUAUUCGAAUGGAGAAACGGCUACCCCUUGGUUAAGCAUUCCAAAGCUGGAAUCGGCAACACUCCGCUGGACGUCCAGAGCGUCCUUUUCACCAGGGGGCUUGAUUCGGUGAGGUACGACCCGUCCCUGACAUACGGAAGGACAAAAAAUUAUAAACCGGAAACUCUAAAGCCUCAUUUUGUUCUCUAUGACAAAAAAUGUCUUACUUUCAAAGCGUUUUUCAAGCAGGGGGUUCCAAACUCGCCCGACGAACAUUUCAGAGUACGCUUGGUGAACAUUGUCUAUUUUCUAGAAGAUGACACAAUAACAGUAAUGGAACCGCCUGUACAGAAUGCAGGCUUUCCUCAAGGGCGAAUAGUUACCAGGAAUAGAAUUCGUAAGCCUAACGGAGAAUCUUUCUACCAUUGGAAGGAUUUAAAUACAGGAAUCGAAAUAGAAAUUUAUGGAAUUGUAUAUCACCUAUGUUCUUGUGAUAGUUACACCAGGGAAUACCUCAUGAGUCAAGGCGUUGAAUUGAAUGAUGAUGAAUGUUUGCCACAAGAUCCUUACACAAGAAAGAGAAUGUCUCAAAAUACAGUAAAAACUAGCAUUACACCUUCAUGCGAAGAUAAAAUGUACAAAUUUUUAGCUUAUGAUAAGAAAAUAUUAAGGUUUUGGGCAGUUUGGGAUGACAGAGAUAGUGAGCAUGGAACAUUAAACUUUUUCAAAAUUCAUUAUUACUUAGGGGAUGAUGAAAUGGAAGUGAUUGAAGAAAUAGAACCGAAUUCUGGAAAAGAUAUGAAGCCAGUGCUAGUCAGAAAAUCUAAAAUACCAAAAAAUUGGAGGAAAGUACGAGAGGAUUUCCCAUCCAUAUAUAUGGAAAAAAUAGAAGAAGACUUUACUGAACACUAUGGAAUUAAAGAUUUAGUAAUCGGGAAUACUUUAUUCAUUUAUGGCAGGAGAUUCCUACUGGUAAACUGUGAUAACUAUACUCGAGUGUUCUACAGAGAAAUGUUAAGGAUAGAACAGCCUCCCCCUAUAGACAUGACACCUAAGAAGACAGUUGCACCAUCUUAUUCUCUGCCACGUUAUUCUGGAUUUGGUACACAUGAGGAUAGUCUACAAUCUUGGAAUUCAUUUAUUCCAAAGCCUCCUAAGAAAGAUUUGAUAAGAUAUUUACUGAAUAUGAGGAAGAUUCUUCGCUACAUGGCUGUAAUGGAUUACAUUCACCCAGAGGACAAAGAUCGUAGGUUUGUGUUGGAAUACCGACUUUCAGACGGCUGUUUGAGUGUACAUGAGACACGGCUACACAAUUCAGGCUUUGAGGGAGGAAAAUUCUUGGCAUUCACUCUUGUCCCCAAACCCAACACAUCCUAUGACAAUCCGGAAUAUUAUACCCCUGUCGAUUUUACUUUAGGAUCAAUCGUCAACUGUUUUGGACACAGAUUUAAGAUAAUAGGUAUAGACCUUGCAGUAUACAGGUACAUGGAGGCAAACCCUGAAAAGUUCAGGCCUGAGGUUGUCUCCGAAGUCAGAAAACAUUUGGUAAGGGAGGGACAUCUGAACGAGGAUAUCAAAGAUGUAGCCGAAUACAGGAAACACGAGGAAAUUGCUGAGCCGGUGAUUUAUCCCAAUGCACCAGAGUACAAUGUUCAGCAAGUCAGGGCAGCGAAAGAGCAGAUGAAACUCGACCCACCUGACUGCACACCGAUCAACCAGCAAAUGAGGCAGCAAAUGGUAACAAAUGGAGAAAAAAAUCUAUGCAAAUCAUGAAUAACUUUAAAAAACAUAGCAAAUCGUGAUAACAUACAACUAAAAUAUGCCUUAAAUACAUUGUCUGCAAAUAAUCGUUUUGAAAACUUU